Acaulospora morrowiae is the source of this 359-nucleotide messenger RNA. The record is from the annotation of a GenBank genome assembly. Lineage: Eukaryota; Fungi; Glomeromycota; Glomeromycetes; Diversisporales; Acaulosporaceae.
ACAAAGAGCCGGCUUAUAAAAAAAGUGUGACUAGUGUGGCAUCGUAUACUAUGGCUAGUGGCGUUAGCUUUGGAUGCUUCACAAUUUACGUAACUGGUGUUUUCAUGCGGCAUAUGGUGGCGGUUGUAAUAGCAUAUUAUGUGGCAAAAGUUGCGGUGGCGCAUUGUGGCUGUGGUACACUGUGGCUAUUGGCUAUCAUUGCGGUGGCUAGUGAUAUUAUGAAAAUGGUGAUAUCUUUUACUGUGGCAUCGAUAUGGACUGUUGUACAGUGCUAUGUGGUGGCGUCUUGUCUUGCAGCAUGUUAUGUGGCAGUGUAUUAUGUCGUGGCAUUUAAUCUACAGUUCUCAGUGAAAAAAUAG